This is a messenger RNA of Trifolium pratense (red clover), 906 nucleotides long. Its product is annotated as tetraspanin-7-like. Gene Ontology annotation, cellular component: plasma membrane; plasmodesma. Gene Ontology annotation, biological process: auxin-activated signaling pathway. Bases 19 to 846 code for a protein of 275 amino acids. The record is from RefSeq and is a predicted model, not a curated record. The transcript has 2 exons. NCBI's taxonomy places the organism in Eukaryota, Viridiplantae, Streptophyta, Magnoliopsida, Fabales, Fabaceae.
UUCAUCAUCAUCAUCAUCAUGAAGUUCAGCAACAUUUUGGUCGGAAUUAUGAACUUCCUAACCUUAAUUCUGUCGAUAGCAAUGUUAUGUUUGGCAGUAUGGUUACCCAAAAUAGUACACACAGAUCAAUACGACAAAUGGUUGCAAAAACCCUUUAUUGCCCUUGGCGUUUUCCUCUUGGUGGUUUCUCUAAUGGGCUUCAUAGGUGCUUGUUGUCGUGUUUCAUGGGUUCUCUUGUUCUAUCUCUUUGUUAUGUUUUUGCUCAUCAUUCUUAUCUUCAUUUUCACCAUUUUUGCUAUUGUUGUUACAAACAAAGGCGUUGGUGUUCAUUCCAAUUGGUUAGUUAACGAUAGAGAUAAUUGGAAUACAAUUAAAAGUUCUUUGCAAAUUCAAGAUAUUUGCAAAUUACCUAACCAGCAUUUGGACGACACCUCCCACUUGUCCAGUCUUGAGAUCGGAUGUUGUAUGCCUUCAAAUGAAUGUGGUUUUACGAAGAAGAUCGAAAAUGUUUCUUAUGUCGACCCUAACUGUGCUUAUAAUAAAGAGGAUUGUGGUGUUUUUUAUUACAACCAGAUAAUAUGGACGAAGACCGAAAAUGUUACUUAUACCAACUCUGACUGUAAUGCUUGGAACAACGAUCCAAAUGCUUUGUGCUUCAAUUGUCAAUCUUGCAAGGAUGGCUUUCUCCAAGACAGCCACAUUUGGAAGAAGUUGGUUGAUGUCAACAUUGUAAUCCUUAUUUUCUUGGUUAUUGUGUGCUUCUUUGGUUGUUGUGCAAUCAGAAAUAAUAGGUGUAAGGGUGGAAAUAGGCCGGGCCAAACCAAAUUUUACAAGGCACGAGUCUGACCUAUUAUCUAUGAAAGAGUUUUUUACAUCUACAAAAAUGUGAAAGUGUAAAUUAACAAU